UUCUAUCUUUAGCAUCCUAUAUCCACCUUGCACGUUCACGCUUCAAUUACACGCUUAACAGACGCCAUCGAGCCAAUCCACGAUGCAAUCGGUGUGAGCCUCAAUUAGCAAGCCACAGCACCAGUCUCGAGUUACAAUUACUGUCGUCGUUACUUGUUCCAACCCGCCAGUGCGCCCUUUGUUCUCUGUUCUGCCUUCAUUGUUGCAACCGGGACACACAGGUGCCUCCAGGUCCCCCUUCCACAUCCACUUGACCGCACCCGCGCUCUCUUGGGUUGCAUACCUGGCCCGACAGGCAACAAAGACAACUUGAGUGUUUCUUUGUUGAACACACAAUUCCCUCAUCCGAGCUUCGGUUUCGUCCCUGCCCAGUCUCUCUUCUCCACACCGCGACCGUGGUGCAGCCAGUUGUUGACACACUCGCCCUCAUCGGAUCAGAAAGCGCACUUGGGACUUUGGCAUAUGCAAGAUACGAGAAACACAUAAACAGCCAUGGGUCGGAGGAAGAUUGAGAUCAGAGCGAUCAAGGACGACCGUAAUCGUUCAGUGACAUUUCUCAAGCGCAAAGGCGGUCUCUUCAAGAAAGCCUACGAACUCUCCGUCCUAUGUUCGGUUGACGUCGCCGUCAUUAUCUUUGGCCACAACAAGAAGCUCUACGAGUUUUCGUCGGGCGACAUCAAUGAAACACUGCGGAGAUAUCAAUAUUAUGGAGCACCUCACGAACACAAAGGCCCUACCGAUUUCAAGAACAAGGGCGGGGAGGAUGACGACGAUGAAGAUGAGGAUGAAGAUCAUCCUGCCCACGCCCGAGAAGAGUCGCUGCCGCCGCAGCAUCUUCCUCCCCAGUUACAACACCACGGCUCUUUUGCGCACAUUCAACAGCCUAUGGCUUCUGUCUCGCCUCCAAUGCCUAAUGGCAUGUUUCAGCCACGGCACGGCACGCCGCAACCUCCUCAUAUGAUAUCGAGGCCGCCCUCACAGAACAUGAUCCGCCGGACGAGUUCCAACCUGGUUCCCAUGCAACAUCCUCAUCCCACUCCUCCCCCCCCACAGAAUGGAUUUGCGUAUGUACCGAAUCCACCCAUUUACAACCCUCAAGCGACGCCGCCUGUCCCUCCUCAGCCUUCACCUCAGCCUCAAUUUCGGACGUUUCCUCCUCCUCCUCCUCAGCAGCAGCAGCAGCAGCAACCACAACCGCCGCCACAACAUUCACAGUCCCACCAGCAGAUGCAACAAGCGCACCAGCAAUACCUGCAGGAACAAAGACGACAUUCACAGCCGCCUCCGGCUUCUCAACCCAGUCUCCAACCUCCACCCCAAGCAGAAGCUCGCGUCUCACCUCAACCGGAGCAGUUGCAUCUUCGACCACCAGAGCAAGCCACCCCACCUCAACCAAAGCAUUUGUCAUCGAAAUCAAGAAGUAUAUUUACUCCGAUAGAUGAAGGAGGCUCGGUCUUGAUGCAACAUUUCUUCGGCACGACUUCGGAUUCCAAACCUCAAGUGAAGAAGGAAGAGGAAUCGCCAGAUGUCAAACCUCUGCCCCGCAGCACAACAGCCUCCACCAUCCCCAGGCCCAGUUCACAAGGAGCUCGGCCGCAAACCACUGUUCCGGAAUUUGCUCCACCUACUCGAACGAAUACGUCGGGGUCGAAAUCCGGUGCUCGACCCAAACUGAACCUUCAGAUACCCUCUGAAGCGGAGGACAACGAUUCAGCGACCGGAGGAUCACCUUCACAGUCAGCGAAUCCAUCAGCGAACCCAGCCAGAGGCUCCGACCACAUUGUCUUACCGCCGCCUUCGCCGAGCGCUUCGGCCGUAAUGUCGGCUGGAGCGUCUGGGCCAGGAAAUCCGUUUGCUCGGCCCGCACCGCCUACUUCGAAUGCGAAUCGCGAUGCAUACAAUGACAAUCGAAACAAUAUCGAGACUCCAGUGUCCGCCUUACCGAGUCGCUACAUGAACAACGAUCUCCUACCGAGCCCGAGCAAUUUCUUUACAGAGUGGGACCGAAUGUCUGGUGUUUUGCCAAGCCCACUCGUGUUUCCGACACCUGCAGAUGCGAGAGGAUUAGGAUUCGGAAGUAGAGAUGCAGCCCGAGAAGCUGCUAGCGAACAAGCGAAUGGCGAAAAGAGGAAAGGGAGCGUGGAUCUGGCGGAGAAAGAGGGGGAUGCAAAGAAGGUCAAGACCGGUGCGAGUUGAUGUCGAGUGACGUGCAAAAGGCGGAGGAAUUCUACGACGGGUGAAAUGCCUUUGGAUCGACCGACUUUACCUUUGAGGGGACUACUCAAAUAUCUACAAAUAUCACCCAAUACCCAAAUCACUAAAAAAAAAGAACACCAACUUCACGACUUUUCACGGCCGCGCAUUUUCCAGGAAUCCCAUCCGUUCAGUGUUUUGCCAGUUAUGUUCAACGUUGGCUGCUUGAGGUCUUUGAUAGCGAUGUCAGAAUCUAUGGUUAUUUGUAUUUGGCAUAGCGGGAGGGGGUUGGAGUUUUCAGAGGAGUGCUCUCACACGACAACGAACUUGGGUGUGACCGGUUGGGUUCAAGUUGUAUGUCUGAUUCAGUCGAGGUGUUUAUGGACAUGGCUACCCAGUACGAUGCGGGCACAAGGUGACAUCCAAUGUGUUGGAAACUUGUUUGAGAUUCCAGGAGGAAAGGGAGGUGCAUCCUCCAACAUUCAAUACGUUGUAGGGAUGUGGAUAGGAUUUAUGUUGUUACAAGAAGGCAAAAGGAGACCAUAGCCGUGGAUGGAAUGCUCCUGGUUGACGAGAGUGGAAGACAAAAUCAAAUGUCUGUUUUUCUGGA
This is a messenger RNA of Cladophialophora immunda, 2803 nucleotides long. RefSeq lists its product as uncharacterized. Gene Ontology annotation, molecular function: DNA-binding transcription factor activity, RNA polymerase II-specific; protein dimerization activity; RNA polymerase II cis-regulatory region sequence-specific DNA binding. The record is from RefSeq and is a predicted model, not a curated record. Bases 493 to 2196 code for a protein of 567 amino acids. The transcript has 3 exons. Gene Ontology annotation, biological process: positive regulation of transcription by RNA polymerase II. NCBI's taxonomy places the organism in Eukaryota, Fungi, Ascomycota, Eurotiomycetes, Chaetothyriales, Herpotrichiellaceae.